ACACCGGGACGUUCGGGAACGGAGUUUAAAUAUUCCCGGAUCAUCGUGUCGGUGGUGCGUGUGUAAAACGGGACGUUCGCUCUUCAAUUUUCGUGCGUUUAAUUUGCAGAAUAUUCGUUAAAAAAAAAAUUGCUUAAGCCUUACUAAAUUUACGAUGACGAACGACCGCCACCGCGAACUUAACACACCAACAUCUUGAGAGCACGUUGAAUUGAUGAUAAAAUAAGGCACAUACACAAACAAUAUGUAUCGGUUCAGUUCGUCAUAAACAAAAUGCGAGAACAAUCUUGAUUAACGACGUUCUCGGUUUAUCAAAGAGGCGCUCUUCCUCUUAUCAGUAGCUAAAGUGACGCAGGCGCGAUAAAACGCGCAUAAGUUACUUUUGAACGACCACCACUGCCAAAAACUGCUGUGAUUUCCCUUUUAAAUUACAAGAAACAAAAAAGAAGACUGAGAAACAUGUGGACUAACCUCGUUUUAAUAGUGUUCAGUAGUGCUCAAGUGUACGGGUCAGUGUUGCUGCUGCAUAACGUACGGACCAACUACUCGCAAGUGUACAGUGUGGACCAACUGUUGCACAGCGUCUUCCCUAGGAAAAUCUCCGAGGACGUUUAUAUGGACCCCUGUAAGGCUGGGGAAUUUCUAGGCGACAUCGCCCUAUCAGAGGAGGAGUACAGCUUCAAACCAAAGAUCAAACACUCCAUAUUGCAGGAGGAAGUCGAGAAGUACAAACAGGAGGUGCUGGAAGGUCUUCAAAUAGAAGAGGAGGGCCUAACGGACUACAUCCGCAAGAAAACCAAACAGCAAGCAGACCCCCAGAGGCUCUCGAAAGUCAGCAAUGACCCCUUUGACGUCCUCUACACAGGAACUUCCUCGAAAAAUCAGCAGAUCCUGAACGGUUACCUCACCGAUCAAAGUGGAGGCCAUAAGAGGAAGAAGAGGCAUCAGAAGAACCGAAGGAAGCCCAGGGAAACCGAUGCUGAGAAAUUGACCAGUUUCUUCGAGGAAACUCCCGUGCACGAGUUCGAACCUCAUUUUGACUUCAAAAGGAAAUCUACCGCCAAUGAUCAGCUCCUGCGUAGAUCCACCAGGGCGGCCACCGCUAGGAAGGAACGAGUGUGGGACUAUGGGGUGAUUCCUUACGAAAUAGAUGGAAACUUCAGCGGUCUGCACAAGGCCCUGUUCAAACAAGCGAUGAGACACUGGGAGAACUUCACUUGCGUGAAGUUCGUCGAAAGGGACCGCGACGAGCAUCAGAACUAUAUCAUUUUCACCGAAAGACCUUGCGGAUGUUGCUCGUUCGUGGGAAAACGUGGAAACGGCGGUCAAGCCAUUAGCAUCGGGAAAAACUGCGACAAGUUCGGUAUAGUCGUGCACGAACUGGGGCACGUGGUCGGAUUUUGGCACGAGCACACCCGACCGGACAGAGAUAAUCACGUAAAUAUCAUUAGGGAAAAUAUCAUGAGCGGUCAGGAGUACAACUUCAACAAACUAAACGAGGACGAAGUGAACUCCUUGGGGCUGACGUACGACUAUGACUCAAUCAUGCACUAUGCCAGGAACACUUUCUCCAAGGGGACCUUCUUGGAUACGAUCCAACCGGUGGAUAUGCCGGGCAGGAAAAGGCCGGAAAUAGGGCAAAGAGUGCGUCUGAGCGAGGGCGACAUAGCGCAGACGAAUUUAUUGUACAAAUGCCCCAAGUGCGGCAGGACCUUCCAGCAAAACUCGGCGACCUUUUCGGCACCGCAGUACCACACGGACAAAGUGGUACCCGAGGAGGGGAUCCGUUGCGAGUGGAGGAUCACUGCCACCCACGGGGAGAAGAUCGUUUUCAAUAUAACCGGACUCGAUAUCGCCAAAACCCCGGAUUGUAAUGAGGAUUAUGUGGAAGUGAGGGAUGGAUAUUGGCACCGGUCGAGGAUAUUGGGGGUGUUCUGCGGUACUGGACAGGUGCCAUCGAUUACCAGUACGGGCAGUCGCAUGUUGGUCACCUAUGUUUCCAAACGGCCUAAAGGGCACAGGGGAUUUACGGCGAAUUAUGAAGCCAUUUGCGGCGGGGCCUUCUACAUAGACUCGGAGGGCCACCUGGAGUCCCCGAACUACCCCGAGGAGUACCAACCGAACAAGGAGUGUAUCUGGAGGAUCACCGUACCGGAAAACUACCAGGUGGCCCUAAAAUUCCAAAGUUUCGACGUGGAGAACCACGACAACUGCGUCUACGAUUACUUAGAGAUUCGGAACGGGAUUAAUUUGGACUCACCGAUCAUCAAAGUGCAUUGUGGCCAUAAGGUGCUUCCGGACGUGAUUUCUUCCUCCAACGAGAUGCUGGUAAAGUUCGUCUCGGACGGUUCGGUGCAACGAGGAGGAUUCUCGGCAAUCAUCAUGAAAGAAUACGACGAAUGUUCCAAACUUGACCACGGAUGCGCUCAGUUAUGCGUCAACACCUUAGGCAGCUACGUUUGUUCCUGUAGAAUCGGGUAUGAGUUGCAUUCCGAUGGAAAGAAUUGCGAAGAUGCUUGUGGUGGGGUUUUAAAUGCCCCCAACGGCACCAUAACCUCACCGUCCUUCCCUGACCUGUAUCCAUUGAACAAGAACUGCGUGUGGGAGAUAUUGGCACUCCCCCAGCACAAGAUCACGUUGAAUUUCACGCAUUUUGAUCUAGAGGGGAACAAUAAUGCACAACAACAACAGUGCGAAUACGACCGUGUGGACGUCUACAGUAAAAUGAAAGACGGUAAAAUGAAGAAACACGGUUCCUACUGCGGUUCCAAGGCGCCCGCCUUAAUAACCUCCGAGAGUAACAUCAUGCGGAUCGUCUUCUACUCGGACACUAGUGUGCAAAAAACCGGGUUUGCCGGGGUAUUUUUUUCAGACAUGGACGAAUGCGCCAAGGAUCACGGCAAUUGUCAGCACGAUUGCGUCAACACGUUGGGUUCCUACAUCUGCACCUGUCACAACGGUUAUACUUUGCACGAAAAUGGGAGGGAUUGUAAGGAGGGGGGGUGCAAAUACGAGAUUACCGCCCCCACUGGGUCCCUGGGAAGUCCCAACUAUCCGGAUUAUUAUCCUGCCAAAAAGGACUGCGUGUGGCACUUCAUAACGACCCCGGGCCACAGAGUGCGCAUCGUUUUCUCCUACUUCGAACUGGAACCGCACCAGGAAUGCGCCUACGACCACGUGGACUUUUACGACGGUUCCUCCCCGGAGGCACCCACCUUGGGGCGGUUCUGCGGUUCCAAACUGCCCCACAUGAUCGUCGGAAGCGGCAAUCAGCUCUACAUGACCUUCCGGUCUGACGCGAGUAUUCAGCGCAACGGGUUCUCCGCUACACAUUCUACGGUUUGUGGGGGUAUUUUGCAAGCGACUGCUGAAAAGAAGCAUGUUUACUCGCAUGCUAAGUAUGGGAGUGCUAGCUAUGACAACAGGGCCGACUGCGAUUGGACCAUAGAAGCCCCCCCCGGACAAAACGUCCAUUUGUCCUUCUUGACUUUUGACUUGGAAGACUUCGACAACUGCGGCUACGACUACGUGGAGAUAUUCGGGGGUCUGGACAGCGGACAAUCUUACGGGAAGUUUUGCGGUGUAAACAUGCCAGUGGACAUGAUCUCGGUGCACGAGGCUUUCCUGGUAAGAUUCCGCACGGACGACACGUUGGUAAGCAAAGGGUUCAGCUUCGUAUAUGAGGCGGUGUCGCCCGCGUCUUAUAGCGGCGAAAUAGAGAUUUGAAGUUACUUGAAACCCUGUUAAGUAUACUUACUAAAAGUGCUUGUAGAGGGCGUCUAGUGAUUAGAUUUUAUUUAUUUCCUAUCGAGACAUAUGCUGAGUACUUAAGUGUAUAAAUUGUCUACGUUUAUUAAUAAUGUAUGUGUGCCAUUUUUUUUAUAUAUAUACGUUUAGUGUGUAAUUAGGACAACUGUGUGUUUUAGGACAGGACCUUGUAUGAAUAUUUAUAGAGAAUAUUGUGAAAAUUUGUAAUAAAAAAGGGCGUUUGCGGUGCUGUA
This is a messenger RNA of Anthonomus grandis grandis, 4001 nucleotides long. RefSeq names its product tolloid-like protein 1 (gene tok). The record is from RefSeq and is a predicted model, not a curated record. Gene Ontology annotation, biological process: proteolysis. Gene Ontology annotation, molecular function: calcium ion binding; serine-type endopeptidase activity; zinc ion binding. Lineage: Eukaryota; Metazoa; Arthropoda; Insecta; Coleoptera; Curculionidae. Bases 460 to 3726 code for a protein of 1088 amino acids. The transcript has 18 exons.